CGUGCCAGGCCAGAGCGCCACCGCAGAUACCUCCCAGCCCUGGGCCCACUGGUAUGGAAGAACUAACUCAGAGUCCAGAAGAAACUGCCCGAAUUCCUUCCUGGCCUUCUAGGCACUACCAGCCAGAAGUGGCUUCCACCAUCCAGUGAAAGCUGUUGUGACAUGUAGGUGGUCGGAAACAGGUACCAUCGCUGGUUUCUGAUUUCUACAGCAGAGUGCUGGAGCAGAACAACUGGACAAAAGCAAGUGUCAUCAGGUUUACAGUCGGAUUGGUAAAGUUUAACUUGAAGCCUCCUUGCCUGCAUGGAAGUGGAGAGAUACAUAUUGCUCACAGAAUAAAAGAAUGGGCUUCAACCUGCCUUUCCACCUUUCCUACAAGUUCCGCUUGCUGCUGCUUUGUACCUUGUGCCUGACGGUGGUUGGGUGGGCCACCAGUAAUUACUUUGUUGGUGCUAUUCAAGAGAUUCCCAAAGCAAAGGACUUCGUGGCUGGUUUCAGUAAAGCUAUUAUAGCUUUGGGGAAAGAGGAAACACUUUCCAGUGAAGCAUCCCAGAAAAAAGCAGAGCUUGACAAUUGUCCUUCAGUGUCUCCGAACCUCAGGGGUCAGAGCAAGCUCAUUUUCAAAGCAGAUCUCUCUUUGCAAGAAGUACAGGCAAAAAAUCCCAAGGUGUCCAGAGGCCGGUAUCACCCUGAGGAAUGUAAGGCUUUGCAGCGGGUUGCCAUCCUCAUCCCCCACAGGAACAGAGAGAAGCACCUGAUGUACCUGCUGGAACAUCUGCACCCCUUUCUGCAGAGGCAGCAGCUGGACUAUGGCAUCUAUGUCAUCCAUCAGGCUGGAGCUAAAAAGUUUAAUCGAGCCAAACUCUUGAAUGUGGGUUAUCUCGAAGCUCUCAAGGAAGAGAACUGGGACUGCUUCAUAUUCCAUGAUGUGGACCUGGUACCAGAGAAUGACUUCAACCUUUACAUGUGUGAAGACCAGCCCAAGCACCUGGUGGUUGGCAGGAACAGCACUGGGUACAGGUUACGUUAUAGUGGAUAUUUUGGGGGUGUUACUGCCCUAACCAGAGAGCAGUUUUUCAAGGUGAAUGGAUUCUCUAACAACUACUGGGGAUGGGGAGGCGAAGACGAUGACCUCAGACUCAGGGUUCAGCUUCACCGAAUGAAAAUAUCCAGGCCAAAGCCUGAAGUGGGUAAAUACACAAUGAUUUUCCACACUAGAGACAGAGGCAACGAGGUGAACAUGGAAAGGAUGAAGCUCUUGCACCAGGUGUCACGGGUCUGGAGAACAGAUGGCUUGACGAGUUGCAAUUAUAAAUUAUUGUCCGUGGAACACAAUCCUUUAUAUAUCAACAUCACAGUAGAUUUCUGGGUUGGUGCGUGACCCUGAAUCUUUUGGCAUUUGAAGAGCUGAUUGCAAUAAUUUUGGCCUAGAGAUGUUUCCUAGUAACACACAUUAAGAACUUGGUACAGCCAAUUACUGAGAUGAAUGUUUCCUUUUUGUAUUUUCUUAGCCGAGCUCCUGGUGAUAUGGAAUGUAAAACCAUUGUAACGAUACAGGUUUCUUAGUUGUUUUGAUCAUUUAGGGUUAAAUAUUGUAAUAGAUACUUGAAGGACAGUAUAAAAAGACUUGGAAGAUAUCAUGAUGGCUACCUGAAAACUCUGGUUGGAAGAGAGUAUUUUAAGUUUGAAGUGAUGCAUUAUGACAUAAAAACUCAUAGGAAACCAGAUUGCUGAAUGUCUCAGAGAACUGGAAUUGUUCUCCUCCAAGCAAAAAAGGUACGAAGAUGUAAUUUCCGUUAUUCAUUUAUCCUGCAUGGGGAUCUGUGAAAUGUUGACCCUGCGUGAGAAGGAAGAGAAAGCUGUGGAAGACGCUGUGAAUUUAGGAAUGAAGAGGUGGAGGGGGCAGGAGUGAGAUGAGCUGCCUCUGUGCCGUGCUGGUCUAUGGCUGUGGAUGCCACCUGCCCAGAUGCACUUUCCAGGAAUCACCCAGCCAACAGCGCAUCAGCUACUAGUUUUUAAAGCAUUUUAUACCAUGAUUUUAUACAUGUAGGAUAUGAUGUAGCAGUUUACAGAUUACAUAAUAACUAAUGAUACAUCUAGAAAGUACCUCUGUAGUAAAAUAUGAAAAAGCAUCAGGUAUUCAGUCUUGUUUUUUUACUGUCAUCGGAGGCUACAGGUGUAUUCAUUUCAACACCCACUAUUUCAAACAGCUUAAAAAUAGAACAAAUAAAUUUAAAACCUCCCUCUUUCAUCCUCUGUUCCUUUCCCUUUGCUUCUGUGUGACUUCCUGCAUCACUAGCCCCAGGAGGUUACUCUGCCUCUUGUUCCUGGGAUUUCUCCACCUUGUUGUUCCCUCCAUCCUUUUGGGCCACCUCCCUUCCCAUAAUCAACAGUAGGAACAGCAGGGUGACCUUGGGGGUGCACCUAGUUUGGACAUGGGACAGACAGGAGUGGGGCUGGCUGUUGGGGGAACCUGGGGUUGGAAACUUGAUUUGGGAUGGUGGUGGGGCCGUGGCACUG
Molecule: messenger RNA, 2520 nt
Organism: Octodon degus (degu)
Lineage: Eukaryota; Metazoa; Chordata; Mammalia; Rodentia; Octodontidae
Gene: B4galt4
Product: beta-1,4-galactosyltransferase 4
Exons: 8
Coding region: 344-1381 (345 amino acids)
Biological process (GO): carbohydrate metabolic process
Molecular function (GO): glycosyltransferase activity
Source: RefSeq, a predicted model, not a curated record